CGCCAGACUCCCAAUUUCGAACAGAUAACAUCUGACAACUUUAAACCUUCAUUGCUCCUUUCUUACGUGGUUGUUCCCGCCAACCAGCAUUUUCUACACCUCCUUUCACCUUGAUCCCGCGCAUCCACAUUUAACGUCUCCCAAACCACAACGUCCUAGCUACCUAUAACCUAUUCAUAAAAAUGGCCGUCUUUACUUCCUACCGCAAACAAAUGUGGUCAGCUGUCUACACCCUCUUCUGCCUAUGGGGUGUAGCAUGGCUCAUCGCCUACUUGUUCCGCUCACUCGUGUCAAACCGGAAAGGAACGGGCACCGCUGGAACGUUGGGCCAAACUGAGAGUGCUGGAACUGUGACGGGAAACAAUGUCACUGGGCCCGGAAAACAUCCUAUGCACUGGCGCGCAACCUCUGCAGCUCGCAUCGCUCAAACCUCCUUCCUCAUGGCCCUAGCCGCAACCACCAUCAGCGAAUUCGGAUAUGGAAUCACUCGAGCCUCAUCUGGACUCUUGUGGGCAUUUUUCGCAUUGACUGUUUUGCACAUCUUUGUUGCCGCUGCUGUGAGGAACUUGGGCGUGCCGAUCGCGUUGGGUCUCCCACAGUUUCUCUUGAUUGUUGUUAUCAUAGGAUUGGCUUUUAGGGAUUAGGCAUAGUUUCUUUUUUUGAGUUUUAUUUUUUGGGAUAUGUUUGUUUUUUUUUUGGCAAAGUGUGCGGGGGAUAUGAGUUUGGUUUACCGUAAUGGACGGGAAGGAAAAGGGUUUGGUAUCCUUUACGUUUUUCGGGCUGGUUAUCCCGUGUCUCUUGUCAAUAUCUGUAUGCUGAGACUUGGGAUUCCCUUCUAUCCGUAGUAUUGUAGGUUUGUCGUUCUAGUUUAAUUCAAGUUUCAUGCAUCAUUGUUCUAAUUUCAUAGGCUGAUACUGCCAAAACGCAGUCGUGCUUACCAACAUCAUCGCUUUAUUC
This is a messenger RNA of Spizellomyces punctatus DAOM BR117, 957 nucleotides long. RefSeq lists its product as uncharacterized. The transcript has 3 exons. Bases 183 to 644 code for a protein of 153 amino acids. NCBI's taxonomy places the organism in Eukaryota, Fungi, Chytridiomycota, Chytridiomycetes, Spizellomycetales, Spizellomycetaceae. The record is from RefSeq and is a predicted model, not a curated record.